Molecule: messenger RNA, 3004 nt
Organism: Gekko japonicus
Lineage: Eukaryota; Metazoa; Chordata; Lepidosauria; Squamata; Gekkonidae
Gene: DBN1
Product: drebrin 1
Biological process (GO): neuron projection morphogenesis; positive regulation of axon extension; positive regulation of dendritic spine morphogenesis
Cellular component (GO): actin filament; postsynaptic membrane; cortical actin cytoskeleton
Molecular function (GO): actin filament binding
Source: RefSeq, a predicted model, not a curated record
GCUCGCUGCUACUGCUGCAGUGUCUCCGAGGCAGGCAGGCGGCCUGUCUCUAUCCGUCUCCUUCGCUGGCCUCCCCCCCGACUAGUCCUCGAAGCAGCAUCCCCUUCGCCGGCGGCAUGGCUGGCGUGAGCUUCGGCGCCAACCGCCUGGAGCUGCUGGCCUCGUAUCAGGAGGUGAUCGCGGAGGACAGCCCCACCGACUGGGCUAUAUACACCUAUGAGGAUGACUCUGACAACCUGAAACUGGCUGCCUCAGGAACUGGUGGCCUGCAAGAGCUCUCCAGCCAUUUUGAGAACCAGAAGGUGAUGUAUGGAUUCUGCAGUGUCAAAGACCCACAGGCCACCCUACCGAAAUACGUUCUUGUCAACUGGGUAGGAGAAGAUGUAGCUGAUGCCCGCAAGUGUGCCUGUGCCAGUCAUGUAGCCAAGGUUGCUGAGUUCUUCCAGGGCGUGGAUGUAAUUGUCAAUGCUAGCAGCGUGGAAGACAUCGAUCCAGGAGCCAUUGGGCAGCGGCUCUCUAAUGGCUUGGCCCGCAUCGCGAGCCCGGUGCUGCACCGUCUUCGCUUGCGCGAGGAUGAAAACGCCCAGCCUGUGGGUACAACCUAUCAGAAAACUGAUGCAGCUGUGGAGAUGAAGCGACUCAACCGGGAACAGUUCUGGGAGCAAGCCAAGAAAGAGGAGGAGCUGCGCAAAGAGGAGGAACGGAAGAAAGCCCUGGAUGAGCGGCUGCGCUUUGAGCAAGAGCGCAUGGAGCAAGAGAGGCAGGAGCAGGAAGAGCGAGAGAAGCGCUACCGGGAGCGAGAGGAACAGAUCGAGGAGCACAGGCGAAAGCAGCAGAGCCUGGAAGCGGAGGAGGCCAAGCAGCGGUUGAAGGAACAGUCCAUCUUUGGGGAGCAGGAGGACGACGAAGACAGGCAGCAGCCCAAAAAGUCUGAGUCGGAGGUGGAGGAGGCAGCUGCCAUUAUUGCCCAGCGGCCCGAGAACCCCCGCGAGUUCUUCAGGCAGCAAGAGCGAGUGGCUUCGGCCGGUUCAGAGACAGCCCCACCCUUCAGCAGAACAGGCAGCCAGACGGACACGCACAGAAAGGUAUCUGCCUCCGCCAGCAGCCCCUGCGACUCCAGUACAGCCUCGACGCCUGUCGGCGAGCAGAUCGAGCGUGCCCUGGAUGAGGUAACGCAGCAGGAUGCUUUGAAAGAUUCCUCCAGCCCAAGCAGUGAAGAGACAGCAGUGGCACCUGCUACAAAGUGGGCUCCUCCCAGUGUGGAGCAACCAGUGGAGAAGGCAGAAGAACCUCCCGGGGAGUCAACCUGGCCAGAAGCUGACUGGACGGAGCCUCAGCAAGGCGGGACAGGCCCCCUGGAGGGCCUGGUGUUCCCAGAGUCCAAGGAGGAGCCUCCAUUCCCAGAAGCCCCGCCUCCCAAAGAAGAGCCUUUCUUCCCAGCAGCCCCACUGCCCAUGCAGAAUGAAGGGGCACUGGAUCUGGGGGAGGCCUUUGGGUUUUCCCAGCCACCUGCUCCCCCAUCAGAAAACCUCCUUGACCUGUGGCAGAAUGACAGCGCUGUCCCAGAGCCCACCCCGCCUGACGCCUGGCAGAUCCAGGGUGGGCCCCCCACUCCUGCCCCGUGGGACCUUCACGAUGGGCCUCCCGCAGCUGCCCCCAUGCUGGUUGAGGUGGGUGCCCCCCCAGGGGCACCGGAGCCCCCCGCCUCUGCAGGCCUCUCUGAUGAUAACCUGCUGAAUUUCAAUGACCUGCCCGAGCCGCCGGCCACCUUCUGCGACGCUGAGCAGGAUGAAGAGCCAGCGAGCAUGAUUGCCAUCGAAGGGCUGCACCAGAUGACACUCAGCUACCAGCAUGCCCUGCAGGAAGCCUCUGGGGUGCACCAGGAGCCCCAGCUGCUCACCAAUGGGGAGACAGCCCCAAAGGAAAGCACGCAGACCAGUGAGGGUUAUUUCAGCCAAUCACAAGAUGAAGACUUCAAUCAGCCGGAAGAACCUUCUGCUAAAGCUCCUCCACCAGUGUUCUACAACAAGCCCCCAGAGAUCGAUAUCACCUGUUGGGAUGCUGACCCAGUGCCAGAAGAGGAAGAGAGCUUCGGGGGCAACGUUUAAGAGCCGCUCCCGUGCCCAGCUCCUGUAUCCUGCACCUCGCAAGCCCAGCGUGUGCAAGCCUGGGGCAGCCGCAGUGAGGGCCUGGUGCCUGCUUGCUCUGUAUUGUAGCCCUGCGGUCCAAGGCCUCAGAUGGUACCCCAGAUAGCCAGAUAGGAUGUUCUCUGUGGUACUCCGGGGUAACUUUUCCAGCGCACGCGCGCUCUCUCUCUCUCUCUCUUUCUCUCUCUCUCUCUUUUUCUAAUGUUGUCAAUAGGAAACGUGUAAAUCUGCCUGGUCCCCUCUUUGUUGGUAGCUUCCUUGCAGCCCCCUUGCCAUUUCCCAAUUGCCUCUGCCUGUUGGGGUUUGUUUUUUUUCUGACCUCCCCACCCGCAAUGCCACUGAUGCCAUGUGGGUUCAUCUCCUGUGUGUGCUGCUCUUGGGGGAGGGGAUGGGGAGGGGCCCUUCCUCCCUUCAGAAGACUCUGCCCAGAGCGUUGAAUAUUUUGCACGAAUUUAAAAUAAAAAAUAUGGCAAUAAGAUGGCCCUCUGUGGGCAAAGCUCUGGCACUCAUCCCUUACCUUCUCCAUUUGGCCCCAAACACAGCCAGGGGCCCAGGGACGCGAUGAGGGCCCCUCCUGUAGAGCUCUGGGCUCCAACAGCAGUUCGUGGCAAAAAACUUGUCCCACCCACCACUUGGCUCCACGGUCCCCGUGUUGGAGAGCAAGCCCAUUCCAGACCCUUCUCCGUAGGCCUUUCUUUGCCCUGGGAGCCUGGGACAAGGGGAGACUCUGGGUGGACCCCUCUUUUCCCCCACCCCUCUUUCCUCUUCCAUUCCAUGCUUGGUUUCCUUUCUCUCACGUACAGUAACUGUUUUUUUGAAAGCACAAAUUCUGUAACAGCAAAUGUGCUUAUGUAUGU